AUGGCCUCGUGGAGGGCGCGCGGCGACCCCGCGCCGGGGAUGUACGCCCUCCAGCUCGACCCGUCCGGGGCGAAGCAGUACUUGCUGCUGUCGAAUGGCACCCAUGUGUACUGGGCCACCGGCAACUGGACAGGCAAGUACUUUACCGGGGCGCCGGAGGUCGCCGCGUCGAGCGGCGGCUCCGGGUAUAGCUUCAACUUUGUGGACAACGACGACGAGAGCUACUUCACGUAUAACUUCGCCGUGAACACGACGGUGUAUCGGUUCGUCAUGGACGUGUCGGGGCAGGUCAAGGGGUGGUUCUGGGUGGAGGCCACGCAGGGAUGGAAUCUGGUCUACGCCGAGCCCAAGGCCCGGUGCGACGUGCCUCGCGGCUGCGGCGCGUUCGGCGUGUGCACCGAGGGCUCGUCCACGGCGUGCGACUGCGCCCGGGGAUUCAACCCGCAAAGUCCGGCGAGCUGGGGCCUCGGCGACUACAUCGGCGGUUGCGUGCGCAACACCCAGCUUCAGUGCAGUAAGAACAGCAGUGGCCCGUCGGACGGCUUGAAGAACGUGGAGCAGGACAAGUUCCUCCGCAUCGACCGCAUGAGGCUCCCUGACGAUGGCCGAAUGGCGGGAGCCGCAAGCUCCGGCGACUGCCAACGCGCGUGUCUUGGGGACUGCACAUGCUCCGCCUACGCGUACAACGGCAGCUGCUUCUUGUGGCACAAUGAUCUGUUCAACUUACAAAACGGUGUCCUCGACAACCAGGCCAGCGCCGGAAGCCUGUACCUCCGUCUCGCUGCGUCGGAGCUCCCAGGCGCGCGAAGCCACGUAUGGAGGGACAUCAAGGUCGCCGCCGUGGCACUCGGCGUCACGUGCUUCGUGAUCGCCGCAGCCAUUCUUCUCGUUCGUACGAUAAGAGGAACGAUGAAGAGGAGAAGAGCGACGAUACUGAGCGGUCUCGCCGCCGGCGAUGGCUGCGUGAGCUACAAGUACAGCGACCUGCAGUCCCUGACUAAGAACUUCACCGACAAGAUCGGCGCCGGCGCCUUCGGGUCGGUGUUCAAGGGCCAGUUUUCCGACCGCACCGUCGUGGCCGUCAAGAAGCUGGAGGGGCUCCGGCAAGGCGAGAAGCAGUUCCGCGCGGAGGUGAGCACGCUGGGCACCGUCCAGCACGUCAACCUCAUCCGCAUGCUCGGCUUCUGCUCCGGCGGCGGCGACCGGAAGCUGCUUGUCUACGAGUACAUGCCCAACGGCUCGCUCGACCGGCACCUCUUCCGCAAGACCUUCUACGUCCUCAGCUGGCAGGUGCGGUUCCAGGUCGCGCUCGGCGUCGCCAAGGGGCUCGCCUACCUCCACGACAAGUGCCGUGACUGCAUCAUCCACUGCGACGUCAAGCCCGAGAACAUCCUCCUCGACGCCUCCUUCGGCGCCAAGGUGGCCGACUUCGGGCCCGCCAAGCUCGUCGGCCGGGACUUCAGCCGGGUGCUCACCACCAUGCGCGGCACCGUUGGGUACCUGGCGCCGGAGUGGAUCAGCGGCGAGGCCAUCACGGCCAAGGCGGACGUGUUUAGCUACGGGAUGAUGCUCUUCGAGAUCGUGUCCGGGAGGCGGAACAUCGAGCAAGGGGAGAGGCGAUCCGUGGUGUCGUCGACGGCAGACGCGGACGGUGCGGAGGAGCACCCGACGACGACCUUCUUCCCGUUGCUGGUCGCGAGGAAGCUGGCAGAGGGGGGCGUGAUGACGUUGCUCGAUCCCGAGCUGGAAGGCGACGCGAACGCCGAGGAGAUGAGGAGGGUGUGCGAGGUCGCCAGCUGGUGCAUCCAGCGCGACGUCGACACGCGGCCGACGAUGGGGGAGGUGGUGCAGGUGCUAGAGGGGCUGACGGACUUGGAGAUGCCACCGGUGCCUCAGUACCUUGAAGUGCUCGUGGGACGGCCGGUACACGGGACGGCGUACCAUAGCGAUAGCGGGGAGCAGCUUGAAGCGCCCGCGGGAGGCGGGACGGCCGGUACACGGAACAGUGUACCAUAGCACGGAGCAGUUUCUCCGUUCGUAGAAGCUAGAGCAUAUCUCGUA
Triticum dicoccoides is the source of this 2061-nucleotide messenger RNA. Its product is annotated as G-type lectin S-receptor-like serine/threonine-protein kinase At2g19130. The record is from RefSeq and is a predicted model, not a curated record. The transcript has a single exon. Gene Ontology annotation, molecular function: protein kinase activity; ATP binding. Gene Ontology annotation, biological process: protein phosphorylation; recognition of pollen. NCBI's taxonomy places the organism in Eukaryota, Viridiplantae, Streptophyta, Magnoliopsida, Poales, Poaceae. The coding region runs from base 1 to 2016 and encodes 671 amino acids.